ACAACGUCCCAGUCAUCGUGCAAACAAUCGCAAUGCACCUCUUCUCCAUAGAAGUCCUCGAGCCCGAGAUCGUAAACAGAGCAAAGGCAAAGAAGGAUGCCAUUGGGUUGAGCACAAUUGGAGUGGACGCUCAACCGCAGGGGAAGGGAGAGACUACACCGAGCCCGUCGCGAUGGAAGACGCCAGAGUUCUAUCUUUACUAUGCGGCACAUGCGGUUGUGGUGCCUAUGAUGUUCAAGUGUGCCUAUGAUCUUUCGAAAGACACACAUCCCAGUUACCCACAAUAUGAGAACCUCUUGGAACCAGGAUGGAUACCCGGGCGGAAAGUGGACAAUUCUGACGUGCAGUACUCCGACUUCCGCGAUCGCAUCCCUAUCCUGUUUUCAGUCCUUGUCGGUUACACCGCCCUGCGGCGCCUCUACGACCGUACAUACAACCUGAGCACUCUUUCACAGUCAAUACGCGCUCGGAGACGAGUACUUUUUGAUGUCGGUUUCGCGUUAGUGUUCAUCACCGCAUUGCACGGGUUCUCCGCUGUGAAGAUUCUGCUAUUACUGGGCAUCAAUUACGGAAUCGCAAAAACCUUCAAGGGAAGCAUAUCAAACCCAGUAUUGACAUGGGCGUUCAACAUCAUUGUGCUCUUCCUUAACGAACGAUACAGCGGCUACCGCUUCCGAGACGUCCACGAAUCCGGUGCCCUGCUCGAUGCCUACCCUGGCCUCCUCUCACGCUGGCAAGUCCACUUCAACAUCACCGUCCUCCGCCUCAUCUCCUUCAACAUGGACUACUACUGGUCCUUCUCGAAGGGUCCCUCUCUUGCAGCGCGCCUGAAGAAAGACAAAGCGAAUGCGGAUACGCUGACGGAAAGAGAAAGGAUUGAGGCGCCUUGUGAAAGGGAGGAUUAUGGGUGGUUGAAUUAUUUGGGGUAUACAUUGUAUGCGCCGUUGUACCUCGCUGGUCCGAUUAUUACGUUCAACAAUUACAUGUCGCAGAUUCAUCUGCGCCCCCCGACUAUCUCUCCUCGUCGCACUCUCCUCUACGCAAUCCGCUUGUUAAUCUCCAUCCUCACCAUGGAGUUCCUCCUCCACAACCUCUACGUCGUCGCCAUCGCCAAGUCUCACGCAUGGUCCGGCCUCACCCCCUUCCAACUCUCUAUGGUCUCCUACUGGAACCUCAAGAUCGUCUGGCUAAAGCUGUUGAUCCCUUGGCGGUUCUUCAGACUAUGGGCGAUGUGGGACGGUAUUGAGACCAGUGAAAAUGUGUUGAGGUGUAUGAGUAAUACCUACAGCGUCAAGACAUUUUGGAGGGCGUGGCAUCGGAGUUUCAAUAGGUGGAUCGUGCGGUAUAUUUACGUUCCUUUGGGAGGAUCACGGUUGCCGAUUGUGAACACGCUUGCUGUGUUUACCUUUGUCGCUCUGUGGCAUGAUAUCUCGCUCCGGCUGCUUGCGUGGGGAUGGCUGGUUACCCUCUUCAUUCUUCCAGAACUUAUUGCCACAGCUAUUUUUUCGCCGGAGAAGUGGGGUUCGUGGCCGUGGUAUCGACAUUUGUGUGCGCUUGGAGGGGUGUUCAACAUGUUGAUGAUGGUAUGUGCGAACCUUGUUGGAUUUGUGAUUGGGUUGGAUGGGUUGAAGGAGAUGCUUGUAGGGAUUUUUGGAAGUUUAUACGGUCUGGCGUUUUUGGUCACUACGGUUGCGUGUUUGUCUUGCGCGGUGCAAAUUAUGUUUGAGACCAGAGAAGACGAACAGCGACGGGGAAUCUUCUUACGUUGUUGAUCUGGUCUUGGCUUACGAGGUGGACGUUUGGUUGCGACAUCAGUUUGGGUAGUUUGGAUACACAAUCUACAAUCUGCAAUUUACGAUCACGGGAGGGCGUGGACAACAAGCGGGUAUAUGCCGGUUAUAUUCCCGCCGGCCAUGUUUGAUACUCCAUGACCGGAAUCUAUGCUAGUUAUACGCCGGCAAUAGAUCUUCGCUGGGCU
Saitoella complicata NRRL Y-17804 is the source of this 1978-nucleotide messenger RNA. Its product is annotated as MBOAT-domain-containing protein. Gene Ontology annotation, cellular component: endoplasmic reticulum. The coding region runs from base 33 to 1772 and encodes 579 amino acids. Lineage: Eukaryota; Fungi; Ascomycota; Saitoellomycetes; Saitoellales; Saitoellaceae. The transcript has 7 exons. Gene Ontology annotation, biological process: GPI anchor biosynthetic process. The record is from RefSeq and is a predicted model, not a curated record.